AUGCCAACCGAACCGGGCCACAUCUCUGCCACCCGACGCGCCGAAACGCAUCCGUGCAAUAACGCCUCCAAGCUACGAAAACCAGCUGCCUGGCAUGCGACCGCUGCUGACGAGCCCCCCUCGCCCCCUUCAUUCCGAGGGACUGGGUAG
Plenodomus lingam JN3 is the source of this 150-nucleotide messenger RNA. Lineage: Eukaryota; Fungi; Ascomycota; Dothideomycetes; Pleosporales; Leptosphaeriaceae. The record is from RefSeq and is a predicted model, not a curated record.